Messenger RNA from Chelonoidis abingdonii (Abingdon island giant tortoise), 666 nucleotides. NCBI's taxonomy places the organism in Eukaryota, Metazoa, Chordata, Testudines, Testudinidae. The record is from RefSeq and is a predicted model, not a curated record.
GCCGGAGAUGGAGGAGCGCCCGACCCAGCAGCGGCUCCCGGGCGACAGGCAGCACAUCCAGCUAACCUGCUCUGCUGUGGGACACCCUGAGCCAGAGCUCAGCUGGAGCCUGCCAGGGGUGAAGCCGGUGGUGAGCAGCACAGGGAACCGGGUGACGAGCGAGGUGACAGUGGAGGUGACGGCAGCACUGGCCAAGUCCACAAUCUGGUGCCAGGCCAGGAACCGGUUCGGGGAGGCCACACAGCACUUCAUCCUGGAGAUCGAACCCCCAGCAGCUACCCCCUCCUCUUCCCCCCCAGCAGCAGGGGGUCCUGAGCCCCAGGGUGGCAGUGGCGCUGCGGUUGUGGCUGUCGUGGUCUGUGUCCUGCUGCUCCUGCUCAUCGUCGGCUUCUUCUACUGCAUGCAGCGCCGGGGACACCUGCCCUGUGGGGCGGGGGAGAAGAGAUCACUGACACUCAAGGAGGGUGGUGCGGAGGAUCCGGCUGUGGAGAUGAAGACGGACAAACGGAACGAGCAGACGGGCCUGCUGAGUCCGAGCGGGGGCGGUGGGGGGGGCGACGGGGGUCACGAGUGCUGAGCCCUGCCCCAGCAGAUGGCUGUACUGGGAACUCCCCCCCCAGAGGAAGAGGAGGCUGGGACGGCAGCCGGCUGGGAGAGAUGGAUUUU